AUGGGUGAGGGAGAUGCCGUGACUGAGAAGCUUGAGUCAGUGGCCAAUGGCUGCGUUGAGAAAGAUGGUGGGAAGGACAAAGUGACUGAAGCUGAGGUGAAUAAGAAAGGGGAGUAUGAGGUUGGAGUGACUGAAACAGAAGAGAAGAAAGGAGAUGAAAUGAAAGUUGAGUCUCAGGAUAUGGAUGUGGACAAAGAAGAAGUCGUUAAGAGCAAAGAAAGCGAUAAAAAGGAGGACGAGAGUAGUACUAAAGAAGACAAGAAGGAAUUAGGAGAAAAGAAUGAAACUGUAGAAGUUGAAAAGAAGGAAAUCAAGAGUGUGGAAAUGGAGGAAAACUCCAAGGAAAAAAUUGAGGAUACAAUCGCAGAAGUAGAAAAGAAGGAAAUAGAAGGAGACACAGAGGGUGAAACAGAGAGUGGAAUUGCAGAAGGAAAAGAGAAGGAAAAAGAAAUAGAGGGAGAAACAGAGGAUAAAACUGAGAAUACAACUGCGGAACUAGAAAAAAAGGAAAAGGAGAUUGAACGAGAAGCGGAGGAUAAAACUGAGAGGUCUACUGUAGAAACAGAAAAGAAGGAAAAUGAAAUGGAAGAAGUCACGGAGGAUAAAACUGAGAUUCCAACUGUAGAAGCAGAAAAGGAGAAUAAAACUGAGAGUUCAACUGCAACAGAAAAGAAGGAAAAUGGAAUGGAAGAAGUCACGGAGGAUAAAACUGAGAGUUCAACUGCAACGGAAAAGAAGGAAAAUGAAAUGGAAGAAGUCAUGGAGGAUAAAACUGAGAUUCCAACUGUAGAAGCAGAAAAGGAGGAACAGGAACUCGAGAAAGACACAGAUGAGAAAACGGAGAAUGUGCCUGAAGCAGCAGAAAAAAAGGAUAAAGAGAGUGAGAAAAAGGAGGAAGACAUGGAGGAGACAACCGAGCAUGGAUCUGAAGAAGCAGAAAAGAAGGACAAAGAGACUGAGGGAAUGGAGAAAGACACGGAGGAGAAAACCUAUCAUGGAUCUGAAGAAUCAGAAAAGAAAGAAAAAGAGAGUGAGAAAAUGGAGGAAGACACAGAGGAGAAACCCAAUAAUGCUUCUGAGGAAGCAGAAAAGAAGGAAAAAACGAGCGAGGAAAUGGAGGAAGACACAGAGGAAAAAACUGGAAAUGCAUCUGAAGAAGCAGAAAACAUGGACAGAAAGAUUGAGGAUAAAGUUCAAGAGGAGAUUGAUGGAGUGAAAGAGAAGGAAGAAAAUCCAGAUGAGGCCAUCAAAGAGAAAGGUACAAGAAAACGUCCUAGAAUGGAGGACAAGGAGACUGAGGGAAUGGAGAAAGACACAGAGGAGAAAACCUAUCGUGGAUCUGAAGAAUCAGAAAAGAAAGAAAAAGAGAGUGAGAAAAUGGAGGAAGACACGGAGGAGAAACCCGAUAAUGCAUCUGAAGAAGCAGAAAAGAAGGAAAAAACGAGUGAGGAAAUGGAGGUAGACACAGAGGAAAAGACCGGGAAUGCAUCUGAAGUAGCAGAAAACAUGGACAGAAAGAUUGAGGAUAAAGUUCAAGAGGAGGUUGAUGGAAUGAAAGAGAAAAAAGAAAAUCCAGAUGAGGCCAUCAAAGAGAAAGGUACAAGAAAACGUCCUAGAACAAAGAGCGGAGCGGGAAAGAAAAUCUUUAAGAAGGGCCCUGAAGAUACGGUGGAAGGAAAUAAAUCGCCAAAUGAUAAAAAGACCAAUGAACCUAAGUCGUCAAUAGAAAAGGAGAAGGAAGACCCAACAACUCCUGCAGCUUCCAGAAUUGAGCGCCCUGUACGUGAAAGAAAAUCCGUUGAAAGGUUGGUCGCCAUUAUUGAGCAGGACUCUUCUAAGGAAUUCCAUGUUUUAAAGGGUCGUGGAACCGCACUGAAAGAUAUCCCUAGUGUGCAUGAUGAUGUAAAAUUUAGCAGCAGCAAUGCUGUUUCACUAAACCCUCUAGGUGUGCUUCUAUCAACUAUAUGGUCAUUAUGGUUUGUCUCAUGUGUACUGAUUGGGGAUAUUGUCUAUGGAAGUGGUUUGCAGAGAUAUGGAACUUACAUUGCUCGAUCUCCAUGCAUAUACGCUCACCUGUUGUCAAGAAAUAAGAGUGAGGAUACUCUCAAACUGUUGCAUACUAUUCUUUUUGGAAGGAGAGGAAAGGCUGCUGAAAUCAAGCACCACAUAUCAAAAUUCUCUGGAUUUGUUUGGCGUGACAAUGAGGAAAAGCACAUGAUGAAAGUCAAAGAGAAACUUGACAAGUGUGCCAAGGAGAAGCUACAUGAGUUCUGUGAUAUCUUUUGUAUACCAAUUUCCAAGGCUAGUUCAAUGAAGGAAGAUAUUAUUACUAAGUUGGUAGAAUUUUUGGUGGAGCCUCAUGCUGCUACGUCUGAAUUACUCGCUGAAAAGGAGCAGUCGAGUAAGGGCAAAAAGAGAAAGAGGGUGAGCAAAUCCACAUCUGGGACAGGGAGUAAUACACCGUCAAAAGGCUCAGCUAAGAGUCGAAAGAUAACUGGGGGAAAUUCUACAAAGAUAAGCAUGCCUUCUGAGUCUGAAGAAGAAUCAGGAGAAGAGGAGGAAGCCCAUGAAGAGGAUGGUGCAAAUCGUACUGGAGAAAAAUCAGAUGAUGAAAUGACUGAACAAGCUGAAGCUGGGGAAAGUGAAUCCGAAGAUAAGUCUGAUGAGGACAAGGGAAAGAAGCUAGUUUCAGCAAAGUCUUCUGGAAAGAAAGAAUCUGAUAGCAAAGCCAGAACCAAGAAAGCAACCGUCUCUAAAAAGGUCAGUUCUCCACCCAAAAGAACACCUGCAAAAUCAUCACCCAGCAGAUCAGAAAAGAACAGAGAUAAAAGUGAAAAGAAGUCUUCUGGUAAGAAGAAAGAUGACUCGUUCGUUAAGUUACCAAGCCGAGCAGAAAAGAAUAAUGAUGCAAGUGCAAAAAAAUCUUCUGGUAAGAAGAAAGAUGAAUCGUUUGAUAAGUCACCGUCUGGGAAGAAGACAGGUUCAAAGGAAAGCACUGGGAAUAAAAUUCUUAAAGUGAAGGAUAAGCUCAAGGAGCAGAAAUCAGAGCCAACUGAUGCUGAACUAACUGGGGCUAUCUGUGAAAUCCUUAAAGUGGUCGAUUUCAAUACGGCUACCUUCACCGACAUUCUUAAGCAACUCACCAAGAAAUUCAAGACUGAUCUGGUGCCUAGAAAACAAGCAAUAAAGCUUAUGAUUCAGAAAGAGCUGACAAAACUUGCUGAGGCUGAUGAGGAUGAUGAUGAGGCUGAAUGUGAUGAUGAUGCUGACAUUAACACAAAGAAGCCUUCGACCCAUGUUGUAAAGGCCUGAACAGCUCCUUUUGUGUACACUAUCUACAUCCUAUUUACUACCUUCCUGUAACUUAUAGUGGCGUCUUAGCUAGCUUGUAGCAUUAGUCGACCUCUUGAGGCUAGCUGUGUAUUUUUAAGUGUUGGUAGCUUUCUCUCGACUUUUGGUGUCUUAGUUUAUCCAUAAUGUGGUUCUGCCGCUUGAUAUUCUGUAGUUUUUUACUGCUUGAUUUUGGGCCUGAGCUUAAUGUCUGUCUGUUGGGGCUGCUUGUUUAUGAAUGACUGCGGCAUGAUUCUAUUGUUUCACAUAUUUCCUAUGUAAUUUGGGUAACUAUUUAUGUAACUUUGAAUGGAAAUAACGGGAACAUAUAUUUUAUGCGCUGUGCCUGUAUUGAAUAUAGAAUGGCAUGAAACAGUUGGGAUAUCGAGUUUUAUAGCAAAACUAGUCUAAACUGUCGG
This is a messenger RNA of Striga asiatica, 3749 nucleotides long. Lineage: Eukaryota; Viridiplantae; Streptophyta; Magnoliopsida; Lamiales; Orobanchaceae. The record is from the annotation of a GenBank genome assembly.